GAGAUUAAUGUGGCUGUAACCACCACUGGGUUAUUUAGGUCAUGGCACACAUUCAAACCUUAUUUAUAUCUGUGCUAUUUAUGUGUGCUGACCCUCCUUUGAUGCCCAUCUCUCUCUCUCUCUCUCUCAUUCCAGUGCAACCAUAAAGGCUCCACAUCUUGGCUUUGCUGUGACAUCCAGCACCUUCUGCAUGUCAAUUACUAUGGGGAUGGAGACUUUGAAGGCCCUGAGAGCUUAAGCAUCUUGUCUUCUGCAGGUCGAGAUCCCACCGAGAUGGGUCGAUCACCUUGCUGCGAGAAGGUGGGCUUGAAGAAGGGGCCCUGGACGCCGGAGGAAGACCAAAAGCUGCUCGCCUACAUCGAGAAGCACGGCCACGGGAGCUGGAGAGCGUUGCCUGCCAAAGCCGGGCUGCAGAGGUGCGGGAAGAGUUGCAGGUUGAGGUGGACCAACUACCUGAGACCAGAUAUCAAGAGGGGCGAGUUCAGCUUGCAGGAGGAACAGACCAUCAUCCAACUCCAUGCUCUCCUUGGGAACAGAUGGUCUGCAAUUGCCACCCAUCUGCCCAAGAGAACGGACAACGAGAUCAAGAACUACUGGAACACCCACCUGAAGAAGCGGUUGGCCAAGAUGGGCAUCGAUCCCUGCACCCACAAGGCCAAGAGCGACGCCCUCGUCUCCGCCGACGGCCACUCCAAGAGCGCCGCCAACCUCAGCCACAUGGCGCAAUGGGAGAGCGCACGCCUCGAAGCCGAGGCGCGCCUCGUGAGGGAGUCGAAGCUUCGUACAGCAUCCAACUCCACGAUCCUGCAGCAGCAGCAGGAGCAGCCGCAGCAUCAGUUGGGGUCGUCUUCGUCGUCGUCCUCCACCACCGCACUGCCUCCUGCUCUGCUGGCCAGCAAGCCGGGCGCGCCCCCCGGACCGCCUCCCUGCCUCGACGUGCUCAGGGCGUGGCACGGAGUCUGGCCGGCGAAGCCAGCCAUCGAACGGGUCGACCUGGAGUCGCCCACUUCCACCUUGAGCUUCGCGGCCGCCGGCGUGGGGCUCGUGGACGGCAAUGCGGCGGCGGUCAGGCAUCAAGGAGGCGAAAAUUUGGAGCCGGAGACCGCGGACUGGAAGUGCUUGGCGAAGGACCGAAUGGACAGCUUCGCAGGGUUCUCGGUAGAUGCCUUCGGCGGGGAGGCGCCAUGGCUGCCGGAGCCAUACACCUCCCAAGAAGGGUGCGCAUGGGGACAGUUCGGAGCAGGACUCACCGGACUGCUGCUGGGUGACUCCGGCGCCCAGAAGCCUCUUGGCUACUGCGGCGAUUCCUACGCAACCCGACGUGAGACCUGCGAGGAAGAGGACGAGGAGGAGGAGGAGGAGGAGGAAGACGAGGAGGAGAAGGAAGGAGAGGCGAAGAAAAGCUACUGGAACAGCAUUCUCAACUCGGUCAACUCCUCGUCCUCUUCCAACUCUGCGCCGGCGCCGGCGUUCUACAACAACUCAGCUCGCGUAGAUUUCCUGCGUAGAUCUCCUGUGCCAUGAAGUAGCCGUAGGAUUCAAAUCCACUACGUAUAGUCUAAGAUUGUGAUGGGAACCAAAAAAAUAAGAGGAAUAAAAAGGGGAUGAUGUGCUCGUAUUGUCCUUUUCUUGGAUUCUCCUUGGAAUUGUAAUGUUUGAAGUAUAUAUAUAUAAUUGUACUGCUCCAUUCCGUAAUUGCUAUCAAGAAACGAGUCAAGCAUUUGGAGGCCUUUGCUGCAGUUGAUCACGAGAUCAUCACCAUGGCGACUGUGUUUCUGAUUUGAUCGACUCCUCUUUUCUUUUCUUCUUCUUGGGGAUUUUGAGUAUCAUAAAUUUCAUUUGUUUUGUACCUUUGGAUAUGAGACUAAAUCCAAGUAUAUACAUCAAAAUCUAACAGUUAUAGGGAAAUAUAACUCUGGGAGGCACCAUUCUGCGGCUUAAAUCCUCCUCCG
Messenger RNA from Musa acuminata AAA Group (dessert banana), 1952 nucleotides. Its product is annotated as transcription factor MYB106-like. The coding region runs from base 274 to 1524 and encodes 416 amino acids. NCBI's taxonomy places the organism in Eukaryota, Viridiplantae, Streptophyta, Magnoliopsida, Zingiberales, Musaceae. The record is from RefSeq and is a predicted model, not a curated record. The transcript is spliced from 3 exons.